Messenger RNA from Engraulis encrasicolus (European anchovy), 590 nucleotides. It is a transcript of the gene pin1, whose product is annotated as peptidylprolyl cis/trans isomerase, NIMA-interacting 1. The transcript has 4 exons. Gene Ontology annotation, cellular component: nucleus; cytosol. NCBI's taxonomy places the organism in Eukaryota, Metazoa, Chordata, Actinopteri, Clupeiformes, Engraulidae. Gene Ontology annotation, molecular function: peptidyl-prolyl cis-trans isomerase activity; protein binding. The coding region runs from base 106 to 582 and encodes 158 amino acids. The record is from RefSeq and is a predicted model, not a curated record.
CAUCUCUUCUGCCCUCUGUUGACGAGGAGCAAGUGCAACAUUUGGAAAAGGGUGCAGUGUGACAACGGGGGAAGCUGACCAACAAAUACUUAUUACCCGAUAAAAAUGGCAGAUGAUGAGAAAUUACCGUCCGGAUGGGAGAAGCGCAUGAGUCGCAGUUCAAACAGGGUGUAUUAUUUUAACCACAUCACCAACGCCAGCCAAUGGGAGCGGCCAACGGGGUCAUGUGACGGGCGGGGCGAGCCAGACAAGGUGCGCUGCUCUCACCUGCUGGUGAAGCACAACCAGUCCAGGAGGCCGUCGUCAUGGAGAGAGGAGAAUAUCACGCGCAGCAAGGACGAGGCACUGGACCUCAUUCAGAAGUACAUUGAGAGCAUCAAGUCUGGCGAUGAGAAGUUUGAGACCCUGGCCUCCCAGUUCAGUGACUGCAGCUCAGCCAGGAACGGAGGAGACCUGGGACCUUUUGGACGUGGUCAGAUGCAGAAGCCGUUUGAGGAUGCCUCGUUUGCGCUGAAGGUGGGAGACAUGAGCGGACCCGUGUUCACCGACUCCGGAGUUCACAUCAUCCUGAGGACGGGCUGAGACGGAUG